ACCCCGACUUCGACCUUCGCUCCCCUCUUGCUGCUGGUCGUGCCGGUACUUCUGGUGACAGACAUAGCCCUGGACGCUUGCGUCCCCAGUCCGGCUGUCUGUCCGUCUACGACAACGCCAACUCGGGCCACGCUGCUGCGAAGAUGCGGUUACCCUACCUCUCUUUCGCCGUUUGUCCUGCUGGCUUCCUGCUCUUGUCAUCGGUGCCUUCACUUGUCCGCGCAGGUACGACAGCGACUACAUCACCAGAACCAGUAUGGGUUCAACCGUCCGGGGAAUGGUAUGGCAUCGACGGUACCUGGUCAAACUUCAUGUUUGCCGUGGGCUCUCCCGCCCAGAUCGUCUAUCUCACACCUGCCACUGCCCUAUCCGAGACGUGGGUUAUUGGGGCCGGCGGUUGCGCAUCAGGCCCAGGCAACCAGCCAUGUGUGGACGCUCGUGGUGGUGUCUUUGACCAUCACAUCUCGGAGACAUGGCAAACAUUGGGGGCGGGUGCUUACGAGCUGGGUAUGAACCACAUCGGUGUUCAGAGGAAUGGCGACUAUGGUUUGGAUACCGUCGCCUUCGUCGAUACAAUGGCCAGCUCUGCCACCUCCAUUGAUGGCGUACUGAUUGCUGCUGUCAAUGCUACCGAAUACUAUCAAGGCUACAUCGGACUCGGCGUGACUCAAGGCCGCAUAGGCUCUAACGUUACCUACCCUCUCAUCACCCAACUCGCCGAAGUGGAUGGCAUGAUUUCCAGUCAUAGCUACGGAUAUACGGCAGGGGCGCACUACCGCGACACUACUACAAACGGUACACAUGCCUCGUUGACCCUUGGGGGCUAUGAUACAUUGAGAUUUGUACCACAUGAUACAACCUUCAGGCUCUACAUAGGAAACUCAAACGCGGAUCCUAAUGACCGAGCGCCCACUGUACGACUUCGAGGCCUCACUGCUCAAGUCCCGUCCUUGGACAAGGCGCCUGGGAACUGGACAUCGACCUCUCAGACUUUCGUCGCCAUGAACGAUUCUAUCACCGCCAUGAUCGAUUCGUCAACGCCGUUCCUCUGGCUCCCAACCGAGAUUUGCGAACGUAUUGCCUCUGCCCUUGACCUGGUUUGGAGGGAGGACCUUGGUGUUUAUGUCUUUGCGAACGGAGGAAGUCAAUAUCUCAAGUACAAACACAUGAAAUCCACCGAAGAAUUGUCAUUCACUUUUACCGUCUCCAGCUACGAUAACAGCGACAACUUCGGUUACCCUCUCAACAUGCCAGGAGUGGUCAACAUCACCAUCCCUCCUGCAGCAUUUGCCCAGGUCCUGCGUUAUCCUUGGAAGAACGUUAUCAAGUUCAACGAGUCAAGCAUACCGUAUUUCCCCUUGACACGAUCAACAGAUGAAACAAACAACAACCAGUAUAUUAUAGGCCGAGUAUUCAUGCAGGAAGCAUACAUCAUCACCAACUACGAUAAGGCUACAUUUUCUAUCCAUCAAGCGCUGUUUCCCGACAACUCAGCCACCAAUCACUCCUUACAGGCUAUCGAAAGGCCACCGAAUAGUCCUUAUCCCGAGGGUCCCUCGGUUAAGAAGUCGACCAAAAAGCCGCUGGGUGUGGGACAAACGGUGGCAAUCGUGGUUAGUGCUUUUGCGGCUGGCAGUGUGAUCGGACUGAUUUCGUUCUUGUGUUGCCGGCGAAAAUCGAAGGCGAAGAAAAACCAGGCCCGUAAACAACUGGAUCACGGCACGGAGGAAGUUGCCCCGGUACACGACGAACCAGCACAGAGCCCGGUUAGCCGAAUGCUGUCGAUGUUUGUUGGAAGGAGGAGGUCAAGGAAGCAAUCGACGUCGCAAGAGACGGAGGUGACCAUAAGCGAACCUGUUGAGGUCGGUGCGGACGCUCAUCAUCAGGUGUUCGAACUGCCGGCCCCCCCUGAGCCGAUCGAGUUGGAUAACAAUGACAUUGGAAAUGACGACGCCAACCUCGGGCUGGAUGGUUCUCGGGACAUGAGCGAAUAUGAAGCGGCGCGGCGAAAGCUCGAGCGACAACUUCAGGGGCCGGUACCGACCUACACGCCGACAACGGAGCACAACGAGCGUGCUGCUGGAUAUCCCAACGAGAAGUCAGCACAGGAUGUAACCCCCGUUUAUUACCGCCCCAGCGAAGAACCUUCCCCCGGAUCGUCGCCUACAUACGCCAACACCGACUCCCUCCCCAACUCGCUGCCAUCGCCCUUGUCGCCAAAUGCAGACUGGGCGGCCGGUAGAGUGUUCGAUCUGCCAUCACCAAUGACCGUGGCCUCUCCCGUCCGGCUACACCAUUUCCCAACGACGACAGGUUUUGCCGAUCCAACAUCCGGCCACUCGCCAGUCUCGUUACACUCCCCCCACUCACCUCACACAUACCUUCCAUCACCAGUGAGCCCGUCAUCCGACUCCAACGGCGGUUCAGGAUCCCCUACAUCACCAACCGGAGGACCGGUCCCGCUGCCCGGCAGCGCGGCGAUACAGCGUACACCCAUCGACCCCAUCCACACCCAAAUAGUCUGUCUCGGACCGAUGCCGGCAAACGUGCGACUACCAGGAUCACACCAUCCGCAUCCGCAUCAUCGGCCAACUGUGCCACGCAUCAUCACGCCCGACGGCCGACUACAUCUAGCGGAACAAUACGACCAACUUGCAGGAAAUGCCGAUGCCGAUGUUGAUGGUCCUCUAAGACGUUCAGAUUCGGUAACCCGCGGUUCUAAUGAGACCUUGGGUUCCAACUUUACUAUGGAGGAAGAGAGUCGGUUGAGGCAGGUGCAGUUGGCUGCGCAGCGAAGUGCGGCGGCUCAGCAGCAAGCAUCAUCGCCGAUAUCACCAACAUCAUGUCAACAACAUCAACAACAACAACCACAACGACGAGGACGAGAAGCAGACGAUACCACCAGCCCCACCGACGACUUCCCCAGCAGCCCCCGAAGCAUGGAACGAAUAGAGGCUGGCUCGGAAUUAGUUCAUGUUCCGCAAGUGGCUGCGCAGCGGUAUAGUUGGGAAGCUGAGACUCGAUGAUAUCCAUCCAUCAAUCAACCUCAUUCUCAACCCACGACAGUAACAUCGUUUGUAACAUACACACACACACACACACACAUCAUACUCGCUCCGACCAACAGACAUUCUUAACGAGUUUCUUUUUACUGUACCAUCGUAUAUACAUCCGGACGGCGGAGUUUUUGGAUCAACGGGACACGGGAAACGGGACACGGGAAACGGGACAGGGGGU
Molecule: messenger RNA, 3237 nt
Organism: Neurospora tetraspora
Lineage: Eukaryota; Fungi; Ascomycota; Sordariomycetes; Sordariales; Sordariaceae
Product: aspartic peptidase domain-containing protein
Exons: 3
Coding region: 144-3026 (960 amino acids)
Biological process (GO): proteolysis
Cellular component (GO): fungal-type vacuole
Molecular function (GO): aspartic-type endopeptidase activity
Source: RefSeq, a predicted model, not a curated record